This is a messenger RNA of Closterium sp. Yama58-4, 534 nucleotides long. The record is from the annotation of a GenBank genome assembly. Lineage: Eukaryota; Viridiplantae; Streptophyta; Zygnematophyceae; Desmidiales; Closteriaceae.
AUGGCCUUCAUUCGUUUUCGCUGCGUCUUACUGUUUGCGUUCCUUGCGGCGGCGCUGGUGGCGGCUGCCUACGCUAAGAAGAAUCCUGUUUCCAGAAAAAUCCCCCCCGUUUCUUCUGACGCCUUCAAUGCUACCAUGUAUAGCGUGCUCGAGAUUCCCCAGAAUGACACUGAAGCUGCUGUGAACGCCAUCGGCGACGAAUACGGAUGGGGCCAAAUGGAGUUGUUUAUCCACAAGGAAAACGGCCAGCCAGUGUGGCUCGAGUACGGAGUGAAAGUUUAUGCCUUGCAGCAACUUCCGGGAUUUCGCGGCCGGCCUGUUUGGACCAAGAAGGUCCCGAUCAUCAUGACGCAUGUGCACAAUGCAACAGAGGGAUCAAACGGUCCCAAGAAUUUGGCGGAACGGACAGCGGCAUUUGUGUCAACUCUCAAUGCGAUUCGAAAGGAUCCGAGUGGGUUCUAUGGGAACAUUCACACCAUGAGAAUCAGCGGGGUGAGGGAUGUUGGGCAGUUGGGCAUGUAUGCUGGGAAUUAG